CCGACAGAAGAACUUGUGCACUUUUUUGUUUUGCAGAAGUUGUUUAAAACACACAGUAAGCAUAUUUACAUUCAUAUUGCAAGUACCACCACCACCAACCUGCAUCCUAUUUUUAGUUUACAAUGACAUUUCAGAUACCACCCUUCAAUUCUGUACUAGGACAAUUUUUCUGAACUCUCUUCUUUAAUUCUUUGUACCCAAUUAAAAGCAUCCAAAGCAAAUAUAUAUUGUAUGCUACUAAAACAUAAACCUAUGUACUAAAAAUGGGGAAGAACAAUGGAGGAAGUUCUUCGUGGCUAAGCGCGGUGAAGAAGGCGUUUAGGUCUCCUAGCAAGGAUAAGCAGAAUAGUGAUAAGAGAAGUUGUAGAAGUGAAGAUCUUGAACAACAAGAACAAGAAAAGAGAAGAGGGAAGAGAAGGUGGCUUUUCGGAAAACCAGCCUUAAACACCAAGGAACAAAAUCAAGGGACAAAAGCUACUAAUAUUAAGUGUCAUGGAACUGAAAAUGGUGGUGUUGGACCACCAAAAUUGGUGGGGGAGGAGGAAAAGAGGAAUGCUAUUGAGGUGGCGAUAGCAACUGCUGCAGCGGCUGAGGCGGCUGUCGCGACAGCUCAGGCGGCAGUUGAGUUUAUCAGGAUGACUAGGCCAUGCAUUUUGGUUAAAGAAAAUCAAGCUGUUGUUGUCAUUCAGAAAGCAUUCAGAGGAUAUCUGGCAAGACGCGCGCUAACUGCACUGAAAGGGCUGGUAAAGCUGCAAGCAUUAGUAAGAGGUCACAAUGUAAGGAAGAGAACAACAUUAGCUCUGACGCGAAUGCAAGCUCUUGUCCGGGUUCAAGCUCGAGUUUGUGAUCAACGUCGAAGACUGUCAGUCUCACGCGAAGGCAGCCUCAGUUCCACUUCUUUCACUGACAAAAUUCCCCUGUCAAAAUAUGAAGAUUGGGAUGAAUUUCAGAGUGUUGAAAGAGAAAUCGAUUCGACUUCCUUGCUUGGAAUCACCCAGGAAGCUGGUUGGAAAUCUGAAAGGGAUCUUGCUUACGCCUUCUCUGACAAGAUAUGGAAAUCCCACAUGGAAGAAUCAGAAAAGUCAGAUGGUGACUUGAACUGGAGGGAAGAAACUCAGUGGGAAAGACCAAGAAGAUAUUCUUGUGACCAAAGAAACCCCAUCAAAGUACUUCAAGCAGACAAUGCAAGUCACAGGUUAAUGUCAAAUUUUCUGAAACUCAGAGAAGAGGAAAGUUCCUACUCAUCUCUCCAAACACCCAUCAAACUGUACCAACCUGGGCUAAAACAUCUACAAGUUCAUUCUGCAAGCCCGCGUUGCCCGAGACAAGAGGCACCACUCUACUCAAAGUCUCAGACACCGCGAUUGAGUUGCUCUUACAGAAACAACACUGCAGUGCCGAGUUACAUGGCAGACACGGCAUCUGCUAAGGCUCGAAUCAGGUCACAUAGUGUGCCUAGAGAAGAAAGACCUUCCACACCCGAAAGAGAGUGGAUAGGAAUUCCAAAAAGGCGGUUGUUUUUUGGUUCUUCGGAAGAGGUAGCUUCGCCAUCUUGCAGAAAUACUCCAAGGAUGCAGAGAUGACUGACAUUGGACUAUGAAAUCUCUAACAGUAAUUCUUAUAGAAGUGUGUUUAAUCUAGUAGAACUCAUUGAAGUUUUAGAAGCAUCAUGUAAUGAUGCAGAAAUCAUGUUUUAUUCUAGAGAUUCAGGAGUUUUUCUGACAUUUUACAGUAAAAUAACAG
Messenger RNA from Spinacia oleracea (spinach), 1743 nucleotides. Its product is annotated as protein IQ-DOMAIN 17. The transcript is spliced from 5 exons. The record is from RefSeq and is a predicted model, not a curated record. Bases 264 to 1583 code for a protein of 439 amino acids. Gene Ontology annotation, molecular function: protein binding. Lineage: Eukaryota; Viridiplantae; Streptophyta; Magnoliopsida; Caryophyllales; Amaranthaceae.